Messenger RNA from Fragaria vesca subsp. vesca, 2412 nucleotides. RefSeq names its product 65-kDa microtubule-associated protein 3-like. Gene Ontology annotation, cellular component: membrane; spindle; cytoplasm. The coding region runs from base 125 to 2221 and encodes 698 amino acids. Gene Ontology annotation, biological process: microtubule cytoskeleton organization; vesicle-mediated transport. The transcript is spliced from 13 exons. The record is from RefSeq and is a predicted model, not a curated record. NCBI's taxonomy places the organism in Eukaryota, Viridiplantae, Streptophyta, Magnoliopsida, Rosales, Rosaceae. Gene Ontology annotation, molecular function: microtubule binding.
UCUAGAAAUCUCAGAUUUCUUCGUCCUUCAAAUUCAAACGCCGUUUCUUUCAACCAAGAAUCAAACUCACGCCGUCAGGGGUUUACUGUGGAAAUUGCUUGUGGCUGGUGAAGUUUUCCGCAACAUGUCGAAUAUCCAAACCGAGCAGCUUCUGCAAAUGGAAACGACUUGCGGGUCCCUUCUAUGUGAGCUUAAGAUAAUUUGGGAUGAAGUUGGAGAGACGGAUAAGGAUAGGGACAAGAUGUUGCUUGAGCUUGAGCAGGAGUGCCUUGAAAUAUACAGAAGAAAGGUAGAUCAGGCCAAUCGGUGUAGGGCACAGUUACGUCAGGCAAUUGCUGACUCUGAAGCAGAACUUGCGGCAAUCUGUUCUGCAAUGGGGGAGCGACCGGUUCAUAUUAGGCAGUCUGAUCAAAGUGUUGGAAGCUUGAAGGAAGAACUCAGCAAAAUAAUUCCUCAGCUGGAGGAAAUGCAGAAGAGAAAAGUUGAAAGAAAAAACCAAUUUCUAGAAGUCGUAGAGCAGAUACAAAUGAUUUCAAGUGAAAUUAAUGGAAGCACAAGUUGCAUUUCUUCUAAAGUAGUUGUGGAUGAAACUGAUUUGUCUUUGAGAAGGCUUGAAGAAUUGCACAGACAGCUCCAUGCACUCCAAACAGAGAAGAGUGAUAGACUUAAGCAGAUACAGGCCCACCUGGGUACAUUGAACUCGCUUUGCUUAGUUCUUGGUAUGGAUUUCAAACAGACAAUCAGUGAGAUUCAUCCCAGUCUUGAUAAUUCAGAAGGAUGUAAAGAUAUAAGUUUGGACUUAAUUGAGCGAUUGGCCACUGCAAUAAAGAAAUUCCGUGAUGUUAAAAUACAGAGAAUGCAGAUGCUUCAAGAUCUUGCAACCACCAUGUUGGAGCUAUGGAACUUGAUGGAUACACCAAUAGAGGAGCAACAGAUGUUUCAGAAUAUAACAUGUAACAUAGCUGCUUCAGAACAUGAGAUAACUGAGCCAGAUACACUCUCUGUGGACUUCAUCAAUUAUGUUGAGGCAGAAGUGUCACGGUUGGAAGAGCUGAAAUCAAGUAAAAUGAAAGAGCUUGUUCUUAAGAAGAGGACAGAGCUAGAAGAGAUCUGUAGGAAGACUCAUAUGGUCAUAGAGGCAGAUAGUGCAAUUGAAUAUGCCAUUGAAGCUAUAGAAUCUGGAGUUGUGGACCCUUCAUGUGUAUUGGACCAAAUUGAGGUCCAGGUUGCAAAGGUUAAAGAGGAAGCUUUUAGCAGGAAAGACAUACUUGAAAGAGUUGACAAAUGGUUGUUCGCUUGUGAUGAGGAGUGCUGGCUUGAGGAAUAUAAUAGGGAUGAAAACCGAUACAAUGCCGGCAGAGGAGCUCAUCUUACUCUCAAGCGCGCUGAGAAAGCACGUGCUUUGGUUAACAAACUUCCAGCAAUGGUGGAUGCAUUGGCUUCAAAAACCAUCGCAUGGGAGAAGGAGAGAGGAACUGAAUUUACUUAUGAUGGUGUCCGUCUUCUUUCCAUGCUUGAAGAGUAUACUAUAUUACGGGAUGAAAAGGAACAAGAACGCCGAAGGCAGCGGGACCAGAAAAAGCUUCAGGGUCAGCUGAUGGCUGAACAAGAGGCACUUUAUGGGUCAAAACCUAGUCCUUCAAAGACUCAGAGUGUUAAAAAGGGUCCUAGAAUGUCAACAGGAGGUGCAAGCAAUAGAAGACUUUCAAUGCAAGCUCCCAAAGCUGAUUCAAUUCACUCCACUAGAGUGCCUGCUACUCCUCUUUCACGUCCUAGUUCAAGGAAGAGUGAUCGAGGCCACCAAAUUGAGCAUGAUGAUGGCCUCACAGCUUUGGCUACCGGAAGGAGAAACUUAAGUCGGAAUAGCUCUUUUGGUUCUAGCUAUGAACCUGAAUCACCCAUGAUGCGGAAACCCUUUGCGCCAAUUUCUCUCCCUGCUGAAAACGGCACCUUUGCUACUCCUAUGAAGUCCACAAAUGUUCCAGAGGAGGACUACACCAAGACUCCCAAGGUCAUCAUGUCUUUUGUGCCCACUACACCUCAAACAGUGUCAGUACCAAUGCAGACAGCCGUGACCCCAGCUCCUCCAUCACACCAACCGAUUCCUUAUGCUGCCAAUGUAGCCAAGGAGGUUGCCCCCGAAGAGGUUGAGUACUCUUUCGAGGAAAUCAGAGCCGGUUUCGUGCUCCCUUCAGCACAUACCAAGUCGAUACAUGUCUGAUAGGACUAGUUAUAUGUAGUACACUCUUUGGUGAACUUGAAGAAAACUCUUAUUGCCUGUUUUUAGCUUUGCCUUCUGUAAGUCAAUUCUAAUUGGCUUCCCUGAUUUGUGUAUAUAGUCUACGACAUUCGAACGUGGACUAAGAUAUCUGAACCUGUUACUCUCUGAAUCAAUGUGAUAUCAUAUUUUGC